GGCAGCAGCGGAGUCAUGCAGGCCAACGGGAACCAAAACGCCGAAGCCCCCUCCUGCGCUUCAGCCCACAAUGGGGACUCGACGGCGGUCCGGGAUUUGAGCCAGGCCGAGCCGCCGGCCUCCAACGCCGCGGCCUCCGCCCAGAACCCGCUGGCCGCCCCGGCCUCUCAUUCCAAUGGGCUGCCCUCUUCUUCCUCCUCCGCCGCCGCCGCCUCCACGGGCGCCGGCCCCGAUCAGAGCGGCCUGAAGAAGAAGAAGCGGCUGUCCCAGAGCGACGAGGACGUGAUCCGCCUGAUCGGGCAACACUUGCACGGCCUGGGGCUGAACCAAACGGUGGAUCUUUUGAUGCAGGAGUCAGGCUGUCGCCUGGAGCAUUCAUCUGCAACCAAAUUCCGCAAUCACGUGAUGGAAGGAGAAUGGGAAAAGGCUGAAAACGAUCUUAAUGAAUUGAAGUCUUUGGUGCAUUCACCUCACGCGAUUGUGAAAAUGAAGUUCUUGCUGCUGCAACAGAAAUACUUGGAAUAUCUGGAAGACGGGAAAGUUCUGGAAGCUCUCCAGGUCCUGCGCUGUGAGCUGACGCCUCUGAAAUUCAACACAGAGCGAAUACAUAUCCUGAGUGGGUAUCUCAUGUGUAGCAAUACAGACGACCUACGAGUGAAAGCAGAAUGGGAAGGAAAAGGAACUGUUUCACGCUCAAAGUUACUUGACAAGCUUCAGACCUACCUCCCACCGUCAGUGAUGUUGCCUCCUCGGCGUUUACAGACGCUACUACGUCAAGCAGUGGAGCUCCAACGGGAUCGGUGUCUGUAUCACAAUACUAAACUGGACAAUAAUUUGGACUCGGUAUCUCUGCUCAUAGACCAUGUUUGCAGCAGGAAACAGUUCCCUUGCUACACACAGCAGAUUCUCACUGAACAUUGCAACGAGGUUUGGUUCUGCAAGUUCUCCAACGAUGGCACAAAAUUAGCAACCGGGUCCAAGGAUACCACCGUCAUUAUAUGGCAAAUUGAUCCAGAUACUCACCAGCUUAGAUUGCUUAAAACGCUGGAGGGCCAUGCUUAUGGGGUUUCAUACCUGGCCUGGAGUCCUGAUGACAACUAUCUUUUAGCAUGUGGUCCAGAUGACUGCUCUGAGCUGUGGCUCUGGAAUGUGCAGACUGGAGAGCUAAGAACCAAGAUGAGCCAGUCCCAUGAGGAUAGCCUAACAAGUGUAGCAUGGAACCCAGAUGGCAAACGUUUUGUGACUGGAGGACAACGUGGUCAAUUUUACCAGUGUGAUUUGGAGGGCAAUCUGCUUGACUCCUGGGAAGGUGUGAGAGUGCAGUGCUUGUGGUGCCUAAAUGAUGGGAAGACUGUUCUCGCUUCGGAUACACACCAGAGGAUACGAGGCUACAACUUCGAGGACCUCACCGAUAGAAAUAUAGUGCAAGAAGAUCAUCCUAUAAUGUCCUUUACAGUUUCGAAGAAUGGAAGGCUAGCUUUGUUAAAUGUAGCAACUCAGGGAGUUCAUUUAUGGGACUUGCAGGACCGUGUUUUGGUGCGGAAGUAUCAAGGUGUCACUCAAGGAUUUUACACCAUUCAUUCAUGUUUUGGAGGCAAUAACGAAGACUUUAUAGCCAGUGGUAGUGAAGAUCACAAGGUUUAUAUUUGGCACAAGCGGAGUGAGCUGCCGAUAGCAGAGUUAACAGGACACACUCGUACUGUAAACUGUGUGAGCUGGAACCCUCAAAUCCCGUCCAUGAUGGCUAGCGCUUCCGAUGAUGGUACUGUCCGGAUAUGGGGACCAGCGCCUUUUGUAGACAGCCAGGAGUCUGAAGAAGCUUGCAGCAGCAUGGAUAGUUGACGGUGACUUACCAGAAAACUGCUUCAAAAUGAAAAUAGUCACCGAACAAACAACGUGAUCGUUGGCACAAACCAACUGUGGUCGAUCACUGGACAGAGAUGGUUGUUGUGAAGGUUUCAUUCCCGGUGCCUCUAAACUGGUACCAGCAUCCUACCAUCUUGCUACAUAGUUACAAGUCCAGAAGCAACAAUGUCUUUAGGCCUCAGUUGGAUGCCAUUUUGAAUUCUGCCCAUUGGUCGUGAGGAACUUUGUUCCACUGAGACUUCAUCGAACUCGAGAGUUUUCCCUGCCUUCUGUGGCUUGGGUCUGGCAGUCUUUCCGUUCUAUACCCUGGAGUUUUAAGUGCUUGUUUGGAGUCUAACACAUUUAGAUGGCUUUGCUAGGGUGAGAAAUGCUUUAGUCUGGAGCUCACAUGCAGUAAAUGGAUUAUUUUCUUUUCUUUUAAAUCUGUUAGCCUGAAUUAGUGGAAAAAAAACUACAGCUCAGUUCAUGGACUUCACUUCAGGGCCUGCUGCCCUGAGGACUUUGUUUUGUGUUUUUGGAAGAGAGAGAGAAAGUAGUUCAUGUUUAACAUUUCAUUCUUUUUCAGCUUAAUCAUUUUAAUCUUAUUUACUGGCACUUGUUCUGUCAUCAUGGUCUUCGUUUGUUUUAUGGUAAUUCAUUUCAUUAUUCUGAAUCGUAUCCUGGCAGUGAAACUUCAAAAAAAAAUUCAACUUCAAUGGGAAACGCCACAUAACUAGCAUUAAGAAACUUGAAAACAAUCUGGACACUGUAAGCGACUACAACACUGCUAGGGAAAGUGCUCAUAUCCCUUUGCUAAGACCUGUGAUGUGAAGUUUCAGUCUUUAGAAAGCCUGUUCCAAGCUAAAUGCCGUGCCAGUGUGCUGAUCUAUGUCAGGAUUUCCAUCCCCUUAGACCCCACCCACCCAAUUUGACAUGUUAAUUCACUUUGGUUGAGGACGGUGCUAACUGGAGGCCUGUUGUUUUUCUCUCCCAUGGUCAAAGGUUUGGGAGAGGAUAUGUGAACAUGCUAGGUUCCUGGAUUCCAGGUUAGCAAAAUAAAGGAAGCAGAUGACUCACUGCCUGCCCUUGUAUCUGCAGAAUGCUCCUCAGAAAUUGGUGGGGAGUGGGGGGUAGGAUGAGAGAGAGAGAGAGAGAAAAUAUAAAUGUUUAAUAAAGAAACCUAUAAUGGGCCUCGACUAGUGCAAUAGAUUAUGUCUGCUAUGUUUGCCCUUUUCUAUUUUGCUCCUCAGUUAAACACUUGCAAGGUAUUCAUUUGCAGUGAGACUCUUACAGAUUUCUUGGUUACUGAAUGGGCCAAUCUAUUCACAUUCUUCCUGCAAUAGAUCUGUCUCUCUCACUGCCCCCCCCCACCCCACCCCCCCACACACACACACAAAACGUAUACAGUCACACACAAUCUCUUCUACACAUGUAUCUUUCAUUUGCCUCAUUCCCAAAUGUACACAAACACUUUACAUACACGCGCACCUUUUCUUUUCUUUCUCCCCCCCCCCCCCCCCCCCGCAUAUGCGAGUGCACAUGGACAUGCACACAAUUUUUCGUUACCGAUGCAGUGGGAAUGAGGGAGCGUGGAAAGCUGAUGUGCACGGGUCUAAGGGGCAGGAGAAAGGGUGCAGCAGUGUUGUUGAUAUCUUAUUCAGUGACAUGACUAGUAUUUGACCUGUACGGAUAAACCCAGAAAAACAGCCUGCUACCGGAUUGAUCAAUUAGCUAACCGAUCAAUCAAAACAUUUUGUACUUCAGCAAUUUUAUUGUACAUUCUUUAGAGUCCACAGUUUAUUUUUUAUGUAAAAUGCAAUUAGGAUUAAGACUGAUUAAAUUUUCCUCCA
This is a messenger RNA of Callorhinchus milii (elephant shark), 3695 nucleotides long. RefSeq names its product WD repeat domain 26a (gene wdr26a). Lineage: Eukaryota; Metazoa; Chordata; Chondrichthyes; Chimaeriformes; Callorhinchidae. The transcript is spliced from 14 exons. Gene Ontology annotation, biological process: proteasome-mediated ubiquitin-dependent protein catabolic process. Bases 16 to 1842 code for a protein of 608 amino acids. Gene Ontology annotation, cellular component: GID complex. The record is from RefSeq and is a predicted model, not a curated record. Gene Ontology annotation, molecular function: protein binding.